This is a messenger RNA of Hydractinia symbiolongicarpus, 4762 nucleotides long. Its product is annotated as plakophilin-4-like. Gene Ontology annotation, cellular component: nucleus; cytoplasm; plasma membrane. The record is from RefSeq and is a predicted model, not a curated record. NCBI's taxonomy places the organism in Eukaryota, Metazoa, Cnidaria, Hydrozoa, Anthoathecata, Hydractiniidae. The transcript is spliced from 17 exons. Gene Ontology annotation, molecular function: cadherin binding. Bases 230 to 4288 code for a protein of 1352 amino acids. Gene Ontology annotation, biological process: cell-cell junction assembly; cell-cell adhesion.
AUGAAGUAUCAAAACCUGGCUUUAAAGAGAACUUUUCUGCACUGAAACAUGGAGAAAGACUUUUAAUAAAGUGUAGUGUGUUUUUAAAAACAGAUCAUCAGGAGGUGAAAACGUAGAUAACUAGCAACAAAUAAAUAUUAUUUUAGAUGUACUAAGUACAGGUUGAAAGGUAGUAGACGUAGUAAAAUUCCUACAAAGUUGACUACACAGUAUCGUGUUAUAAUUAAAGAUGGCAGAAGGUGGUGUUGCAUUGCAUCAAAACAACUUUAUGAAUCAUCAUCAAAAUUUUUAUUAUUCUCAAACUUCAUCAUCGCGUCAAACAUCUAAACAAUAUUCGCAGCGAGAAAACUCUUCUGAAAGUUACGAAUUAAAUACUACACCAAGCUCUCGCAGUCGCAACAAUAGUCACGGUACAGAUGUCCUAUCCAGUCCGGAAGUGAUACCGCGGAAUCGACAAAUAAACGGGCAAAAUCCUAAUCAAUUGGGAGCAAAUAAUACUAUUAAUCAAUUUCAUACGGCUGAGAACAAAUAUUCAAGAGGUCAACGUCGUGGAGAAAAACUUGAUAUGAAUAACAACGCUGCAGGGAAAAUACAAUUUUUUACGCCACAAGUUUCGCGCAAAGAUGAACAUGGCGAACGACGGCAUCGGCCGCAUUCCAGAUCAGGAUACUUAAGUGACGGCAACCGUAACAAUUCCAGAAAAAAACAUCAAAGUAUUCAAAAUAAUAAUAAGGGUCAACUUCAUUUACCCUCAAAAUUUGGUCACAACAAUGGCAACAGGACUGAUGGUUCAUAUUAUUGGGAUCCAAAUCAUUUUGACCAAAGUGACGAUGAGUCAAUUCAAUCCGACGUGCUAGCUGAACCUUUUCUAUCUGACCAGAAAUCAAACAGAAUGUAUGAUAACCGAAUUUCACAAACAAAACAAUCUUCAUACAGUUACACACAACAAGGCAAUACAAAUUACUCAUCACACAAUGGAGAUGUUCAAUACAACGCAUCUUAUCAAGGAAAUUAUGAAUACAACAACGAAGAUCCAGACAUAUCAAUUGGUUCCCUCAGAAGUCAUGACAUAAUGGAACAUGAAGAAAUGUACCACUUCGGAACAAAUAUGAAACGAAGUGCAUCUAAUCGCAGCGCCAAUAGGAUUCCUAGUCGACCCAGUUCUGUGCGAUCUAAUCGUUCAUCAAUCCGAAAUGGGGAUUUGGAAGAAUAUGAUAUUAUAACUGCAGAUCAGUAUAGUCGGCCAGUAUCUCGUCAAAGUUCCUUAUCACGUCGCAGUGAGCCUCCCCCAUACAGGCAAACAAACCAAUUUCAAACAAACAGCCAGUCACGUACCAGGAACAGCAGUGGUAGUUAUGCCGUGAAACGUUCACAAACAUUGCCGAAGAAUAAUGGCCAUGCUUAUUAUCGUGAGGAAUUUCGUUCAAGUACAUUGCCACGGCGACCAGCCUCAACCAACACGCCAGAGCCAACUUCUGAAGCUAUAGUAGAAGAGGAGCGUGUAAAUGCUGAUGGUUCAACAGUGCUUAUUCGGCGGGUUGUUACAGCAACGACCACACAAGCCUAUCAUGAAAACGAGGUCCCAAAAGUUGAAGUACAUAUUAGCCCUGCUACAGAAACUCUCAUAUCUCCCCCAUUGUCACCAAAUCAUCAAUUAAAUACGCACUUACACCAACAGCAGACAAACUCAUCCAGUCAAAUGAACUCGAUGUCCCAAUAUGAACAAGUGACUACAACUUCAUACAACCAUGACAACAGAUAUGAGAUGCGUGCUGACCAUCAGUACAACGAAGAUAACGAUGAGCGAGUUUCUGUUCGAGGUAGUGAAAGAGCGUAUUCAGGCUCAGGCUCACAGCCUAACAGUAACCCUCCAUACAGACCUGCUAGCCAGGCUAGUUCUGUGCACAAUAGAUCAAGUUAUGGCGAUAACAAUCAAAGCCGAACGAUGAAUACCUCGUUUGAAUACACAGAAUACCAAACACGUAAUGAUCAAAGCCAGCGUCGGUCAUCAAAAUCAUCAUCUGUGAAACUGCCGUACGGUCUACAAGCAGAUGGAGGUGGUCAGUCUUAUAUUACUGAGGAAGUGAUAACACAAAAUAAUAUUUACCUCGAUGAAGGAGCAGCUAGUGGGGGUUUAAUGGAUGAUGAUUUCAAUAGUGGUGUAGUUGGUAGUUCUACGUUUGGAAUGGAACAAACGGACUACUAUGGAAGCGAAAAUCAUGCGGAUAGUACGAAGAAAUCUGCUCAACAAAAUGGCGUCGACCUGCUUGACUUACUAAUGUACUUAAAAACCGAUGAUAGCGCCUUGAAAGCGAAUACUGCAGGUUAUAUCAUGCAUCUCAGUUAUAAUGAUGAUGACGCCAAAAGAAGAAUAAGAGAAGUGGACAUUAUUCCACUGUUGGUUCAACUGCUUGAUCACGAAGACGAAGAUUGUCAUCGAAAUGCUGCAGGAGCGCUCAAAAAUCUCUCCUAUGGACAUUUCAUUGAAGAUAAUAAGAUGGCAAUUAGAAAUUGCGGAGGUAUCACGGCUUGUACCAGACUACUUUACCGAACAUCGUGGAUAGAAGUCCGCGAGCAUGUCACUGGUGUUCUGUGGAAUAUUAGCUCAAUUGAGACGAUCAAACAAGAUGUUCUGAACGAGGCCGUCGAAGCUGUUGCCGAACUCAUCGUUAUUCCUCUCUCCGGAUGGGAGAAAGAGUUUGCAGAGAUGGGAAAGAAACCCGGUGUGGUCACGUGGUCUACACUAUUACGUAACUCUACAGGCGUGUUACGAAAUGUUUCGUCUGCCGGUUUUGAAGGACGCUCAAAGUUGCGCUCCAUUGACGGGCUAGUUGACUCGUUGGUGUGGAUUUUAAAAGCCGCCAUAGCAUCCAAGAAUAACGAUAUCAACAAUAAGAUUGUUGAAAACGUAACUUGCACACUGAGGAAUUUAUCGUACAAAGUCGAUGUAGAGAUAGACCGAAAUGUUUACCCAGACGCUGCCAAGGUAACAAUUAAAGAUGGUACCGAUAGUAACAUCAAUGACAAUCAAGUAAAUGACAACAGUAAUAAAAAUGGUAGCAAAGGAGCGAAAAAGGAGCCGACCACAGAACUUGUUCCACAAGACGCAACUAAAACCGGUUGUAUCGGGAUGAAGAAAAAACCCUUCGUGAAGCGAAAGACAAAUCGUAGCAAACAUCCUUUAUCAAACGGCAACAAAAAACCACCCCCUGAACAGUGGAAGUACCUUGUGCCCGUUCAAGAACACAGACCCACGCCCCUUGGUGUUGAAUUACUAUGGCAACAAGAAACAGUGACUAUUUAUAGCUAUUUGUUGACGAAUUCAACGAAUCCAAUCACGCUAGAGGCUGCUGCUGCGGCUAUCCACAAUUUGUGUGGUUGCAAGUGGAAUUGGGCAGGCUUACUUCGUGUACAUAUACGUCUACAGAAGGGGAUUCCCCCUAUGCACGAUUUGCUCUCCGUUGAUCAAGAAUAUGUAGUGCGCUCCAUCGCAUAUGCUUUAAGAAAUCUGUCUAUAGAUCGCACUAACAAAUGGUCCAUUGGUAAGUUUGCCCACACUGGCUUACUGCAAGUUUUGCCCACGGUAAAAACUUACGAAACUGACUUGAAGCCAGCUGACUCAACCAUCUGUGCAGUAUUAUCUGUCUUGCAAACUCUGGCUUACAAGGAUUACUACAACUCGAAGUAUAUUAAAGAUGGCGGUGGUAUUGAAAAACUAAUUGGCUUAACCAGAGAAGCAUCGAGCGGACGAAAACAAGAUGAAAAGCCGCUUCGAGUGUAUUCCGAACGUGUCAUCCUCGAAGCGAAUAGGGUUUUGCUCUACAUGUGGGAGUUUAAAGAUUGUCGUGAUGCUAUUAAAGAACGUCCGUGGUCACACAGCAAAGCGGAAGAUAACGAAAAAGCAUUUAAAAAUGCAUCAUUAAAGAAAAGCAAGUCGAACACUGAUGCCUACGCGCAAAUGGAUCGCGCUGAAGAUGUUGUGAUCGCGAGCCGCGAUUCAAGGCGAUACGUUGAUGUUGAAGCGGAAGACGAUAACGAGAACAUCGAUCAGUCGCGUGUUGAAAAACCACCUCUGGAGGAGUACGAAAUGAGCAACAUCGGUCAUGGUGACGUUGCGCAUGACGAAACACAGGAUGAUGAACCAUUGGUUCGUAAAAACAGUUCGCAGAAGAAAAAGAAAAAUAACUGGUUCAAAAAAGACAAUACAGAGGAGAGUAAAAAGGGGUCUAAAAAUAAACAAGAUGAAAAAGCCAAGCUUGUGAAGGGUGAAGAGGAUUCCUUUGUAUAGGAAUCCCCAUUUAGUAGACGUAUUGUUUUCUAAUUUCUAAUAAAUUAAUGUAUUUACAGGUAUUGUUUUAUCCCUAGGUUUAUUCGGUACCGUAAAAACUGACCAGAUGUGCUUAAGAGAUAAUUUUAUUUCCCUUUUUUUAUAAUUUUGAAAUUUUCAAAAUUCUACAGAAUAGCAAACAAUUUGUUGAUUUUUUGUAUAUUUACUGCACAUAGUAUAAAUAUUCGAAUAUUUCGUUGUUCUCCAUCGUUGAUGAUAAUAUGAUGGAGAGUAUUUAUUGCAGUUAUUGUAAUGUUUCACUUAUUUUAUACCCUCAUUCUUGUAGCCUGGAACGAGGUUGAUAUUUUGUCAGGUGAUGUAAAAUCUUUGUAAGAUGACGUAAUUUUUUUAUUUAUAAAAUGACACGGUGUUAGACAUCUAACAUUUUCCAACAACAAAAACAAAAUCCGAAGAGGUUUCCACACCUUUCAUGUA